Messenger RNA from Bursaphelenchus okinawaensis, 3101 nucleotides. NCBI's taxonomy places the organism in Eukaryota, Metazoa, Nematoda, Chromadorea, Rhabditida, Aphelenchoididae. The record is from the annotation of a GenBank genome assembly.
AUGGGUGAAGUUCCGGAAGAGCACGUUUCACCGUUCGAAUUCUAUUUUUAUCUUCUGAACGGAUGCCUGGGCAUGGUGAUGAACAGUGCUGUCUUGUUCUUGGCCUUCAAGUACGUGGACACCAGGGACAAACCCCGUCAAGUAAGUAAUGAAAUUACUUUUUCAAUCAAGGUUAUUGCUCUAAUUGCAAGUAACCUUAUUUCUAUUAUUUUGCAAAUUUGACAUAACAACCUCGUUUUGUAGGAAAAGUUGAGUACACGUGGGUAUACACUUAGUAUUAAAUGGUAUUAUACAUUUUAACAUUUAUGUUAAUAUCAAUAUUUACUACAAAAUUCAAAUUGUUUUAAUUAAUUUGAAUGUUUUUAAGUUUAGUUCUGAAAUGAUUUAUGUUUGUUGAAGGAAUCGUGGGAUUCUUAUCUUUUUAUGUAAGCGGAGCUACUAUUAUUAGAAAUUUGUUAUUUACAAUUAGCAACUGUACUAUCAAGCCUUAUCAUUAGUUGAAAAAGACGAAAUUUGUAAAAAUCAACAAAAUAUAGUGAUUUAGACUUAAGACUUUAUGCUUUUACAAUUUACAAGUUGAAAAAGUAAAAAAAAAGUUGUAAAAGUUAAGAUAUCAAUGUGUGAGGUACCUAUUUUAUCAGUUUUAUAAGGGAAAUAAGUCAAAAUUAAAUAGGAAAGUGAAAAAUAUAUAUAGAAAAAGCUACAAAUGGAGCAAUAUUUUGGCAAUUCCACUUACUUUUUGUCCAAAAACUAAAUUUUGUUACCUAAAAAUACAAGCCAACUUUAAACAGCCUAGUUGUUUACAGAUUCUGGUGAUGAACAUGACCUUGGCCGACCUUCUCACAUGCACAAUAUACAUGCUGACACGGCCGUACUUGAAUAGGUUCGACGAGAUGUUGUGUUACCCCUAUUACAUCGUGAUAUUCACCUCACAACUGGCUAGCUGUGUGUUUUUGUUGUGUAUAAACCUGGACAAGUUUAUCUUCAUUGUGUAUCCUCUACAUUACUAUGAGAUGGUCACUCGGAAGCGGGUUCUGAUAGUUAUGAUAGGCAUCUGGAUGACAUUGUUCAACUUGGGGGCUUUGGCUUACAGUCAGCUACAGAUUGUGGUAGGUUUGGAUAUUAUACUAUGUUAAAGGAUUGUGAUGCUUAUUGGUUUUUUACAUUUAUCAUGAAUAUGUUGUUUCAGAGUCCGUGUAACGCCGUCCAAAUCAACCCGUAUGUUUACUUGACCAUCAUAGUAAUAUACGUCCUUGUCAUUACCAGUAGUUUUGUCAUAUCCUCCAUUAUUUACUACAUUGCCAGGAAUUCUCAACGUCGAGAUGCCACUUACAGUAACGUAAGUUUGUACUGUUUAUGUAAUAUAGUGCAUGAAAUACUACAUAACAUAGCAUAGUACAUAACACUUAACUUACAACGAAAAGCUUAUUUACACUAUAGCUGUUAUGUGUUUACAAUAUGUUUACGUAUAUGUUAAAGAAGCCUAUGUGUAUUUUUUUUACUAGAGAGUAAAAAUCCAUAUAUAGUAUAAGACAUAACAUUUACAACCGAAACCUGUAUGCAUAGCCUUAGGAAUCCCUUGUAUAUUUACAACAGGCAAACGUAUAUCUACAAGAAGAAUGUAUGUCUACAACAAAAAACAUAUAUGAGCGUUUAUAUAUCACAAGCAGACAUGAGUGUGACAUACGUUUGUGUUUACUUUCAUCGAAACGGCCCUAAAAUUUGAAUUUAAACCCCUUUUAAAGGAUUUCAAAUCUUUAAAACGUCUGAACAGGGUUUUAAAAUGUUGGCUAUGUCAAAAAAAAGUUUAAAAAACAAAAAAUGAUAGUGGAUUUGAUACAUUCAGUGACUAAAAAAUAUUAAUUUAGGUCUUUUUAACAGAGGAAGAGGUUAGUAGGGUAUUUCUACAAACUUUUUGACCCUAGUUUCUUGACCGCGUGAGCUAUUUAAACACAAAAAACAUACGAAAUCAAACAUUGUGACAUUGUUUUGACUGUUAAUUACACUUGUUUUGGCUUCAGAUUACAUUAACAGUGAGAUGUGAUGUUUUUGAAGCAUCAUUAGUUAAGCCAAGAUAGAACUGGUGUUCAACCAAUUUCUUUAUGUACUUUUAAAAACUCAUGUUUUAGUGCUGAAGACUUAUGUAUAGUACUAUUUUUAUCAAUAAAUUAAGCUUUCGGUCAAAAAUUACCUAGAAAAUCAAUUUUGACGUAAAACAAUAUUCCAAAGACUUUUUGACCAAAAUUUUUGAAAAUUUUUUUUUCAAGGCGUUUUAUUAUUAACUAACACAUUACUAUACAAAAUAUCUUUCUUUACACCAAAAGUCUAAAUAUAAACGUAUCGUAUGUUUGGCUAGCUGACAAUGAUACGUCGUAUGUUUGUUGUGCGAUUAUAAACUACUCAGUAAAGUCAGAAAUUCCCAGGAAUUAACGAUCUGAUAGUACACAAAACAUCUGUGCAUAACCGAGUACUUAACCCAAACAUCAUCGUACUUUACGUAUGCACGUUACUCAGUAAAACGUUAUAAAUAAUGCAUCGUACACGGGUUGGAGCUUGAUUUACAUAACUCUGAUUAAAAACACAUUUUCAUAACUUCCACAUACUUUUUCACCAAAAAAUAUUAUAAUAACAAAACAAUGCAGUAAGAAACAUAUAGAUACAGCAGGAAAAGUACAGUAAAACAAAUACCAAAGUAAUGUAACUACCUAUUACAAUAUCACUACUUUCAGAAGGCCUUCAAACGUCUGUUCUUUGUCUUCAGUAGCACGUUGUGGACCUUCUGUACUUGUCUACCGUACCGUGUGUGUUUCCUUAUUAGUGCCAUUCUGAUACCGUGCAGUCGUACUACAGACAGUGAGGAAUCUGUAUUCUGCACACUGACGGCCGUCUUCUUCUACAUGAUUGUAGUCGGCAUCGUAUUCAACGCGCUGAUUACUGUAGUCACCCAACGAGUGUAUCGACAGCAUGUGAUUAAGUUGUUGCCGUUCCUAACUACAAUCGGGAAGUCGGCGGAUUCUCGGAUGGUGAGAUUCAGAAGGCCGAGCCAGCCGUUAAUGAAGUCAGAAGCGGACAAGUUGACUGGUAGUAGUGGAAUGCAGUAA